Puntigrus tetrazona (Sumatra barb) is the source of this 2087-nucleotide messenger RNA. RefSeq names its product down-regulator of transcription 1 (gene dr1). Gene Ontology annotation, molecular function: TBP-class protein binding; general transcription initiation factor activity; protein heterodimerization activity. NCBI's taxonomy places the organism in Eukaryota, Metazoa, Chordata, Actinopteri, Cypriniformes, Cyprinidae. Gene Ontology annotation, cellular component: negative cofactor 2 complex. Bases 414 to 944 code for a protein of 176 amino acids. The transcript is spliced from 4 exons. Gene Ontology annotation, biological process: RNA polymerase II preinitiation complex assembly; positive regulation of transcription by RNA polymerase II; chromatin remodeling. The record is from RefSeq and is a predicted model, not a curated record.
AGCGGAUAUCCGGGAGCGUUGCAUUGUGGGGUUCAUUUCGUUGAUCGUUAGCGGAGUGAAUGAAGUAAUGAAUUAAGAGCUUCGGAUGCUUGAACGAUUCCGCCCCGGGCUUCAGCCGAACGCGCGCGGCGUCUGUGAGUUCACGCGGGCAGCUCGAGGAUGACCGAUCGGAGCUGAAUCAUGAUCGGGAUCAGCAGCAGAAGCAGCUCUGAUGUGUGGAUGUGGAGAGUCAGCGUAAACUGAUCAGCCUACAGCGUUUUAGCGAUCCGCUAUAAGAAAGCCGACCGCGCCGCUUGAGUCUCCGCACAAAGCCGCCGCUGUGGGUGUUUUUUUUUUCGUUAACAGCCCGUUGAACUUCCUCGCCCGCUUUCGAUCGCUUUGAAAGUCUGAAGCCUCUGGACAGCUCAUCCCUCAUGGCCUCUUCAUCGGGCAACGACGAUGACCUGACGAUCCCGAGGGCGGCGAUCAAUAAAAUGAUUAAAGAAACGCUUCCCAACGUGCGAGUAGCGAACGAUGCCCGAGAGCUGGUGGUGAACUGCUGCACGGAGUUCAUUCACCUCGUCUCAUCGGAGGCCAACGAGAUCUGCAAUAAAUCGGAGAAGAAGACUAUAUCCCCAGAACAUGUUAUAAACGCGCUUGAAAGUCUAGGUUUCGGGUCGUACAUCGCGGAAGUAAAAGACGUUCUGCAAGAGUGUAAAACUGUAGCACUUAAACGGAGGAAGGCCAGCUCUCGACUAGAGAACCUCGGCAUACCCGAAGAAGAGCUGCUUCGGCAGCAACAGGAAUUGUUCGCCAAGGCACGGCAGCAGCAGGCCGAGCUGGCGCAGCAGGAGUGGUUACAGAUGCAGCAGGCCGCCCAGCAGGCACAGCUGGCAGCGGCUUCAGCCAGUUCCGCUCAGCAGGCCGGAUCUUCCCAGGACGAAGAUGAAGAGGACGACAUGUGAAUCCCAGCAGGCUUUCGCCCAAGCACACGGAUACGGAUAUAUAUAUAUAUAUAUAUAUAUAUAUAUAUAUAUAUAUAUAUAUAUAUAUAUAUAUAUAUAUAUAUAUAUAUAUAUAUAUAUAUAUAUAUAUAUAUAUUCCAGACAUGUUCGGUCUCCCACACACACUCUGUUCUCCGUAAUCGUAGCAGAGAGGGACCUCUGCAGUGUUUUCUUCUACAUAAAACUUUUAAACCCCAGAUCACCAGUAUAGAUUCGUACUGACGGUUCAGGAGCAAUCGCGGGUCUUCUCCUGGGAUUUGUCGCUAUGUUUGCCUCGAUCCACUUGUUUAGAAUUAUUAGCUUUUGAAAAUCCCUCUUUUCCUUCUCACUUUGUUCCCGGUGCAAUUGAAGGCCGUCGCCGUGAGUUUCAGCGCGUGCGGGAAGGACGUCAAGUCGCGUGACGUGGCUGUGACCCGAGGCGCACCGUGUUAAUUGUCAUUGGGUAACUUCAGGAGCCGGUGUUUUUCGAAAUCGCAUCCUGUUUUAGGCGAUUUGCGUAUUUCUCUUAUAUUUGUCUUUGUAAAAUAGCUUAAAGAGACACACGUUUGGGGAACAUUUUUUUGGAAAGCGAUUUUUACAGCCGUUCAUCCCCGCUUCUUGUAUUUCUCUUUGUUCUGCCGAGUGAGCUCAGAGGAUGUGAUUUGUAAUGUAGGAUGUUGCUUUUUGGUUCUUUUUUUUUUUUUUUUUUAGUUCAAGUGAGGAUAAAGAUUACGUGUAGAUAGGCUUUUACCUGCCCUGUGUUCAGAACAGUAUUCAAAGGAAAAGAUUUACAUGUGCAGAAUAAAAUCUGUCUCAUAGUACCAAAGAUAGAAAAACUAUAAAAAUUCAGUCACCAGAUAGGCUUCAGAAAUCUGCUCGUGGUAUUCACUCUCUGUAUGAGUGCUUUGGUGCAUAUCGCACGGAGGCGCUCUGUAUCUCACUUUGUACAAUGUUUUGAUAGCAGAUUUUUUCCAGGUGCAAUGUGUAAAAGUGGAGCUGUGAAUGUGUGGUUAAUUCAUAUCUCGUGACGACUGGUAAGGUGUAGUUGAGAAGCGUAUUCACAUGCCUUUGCAAAAGCUGUAAGUUGUAUUCUCUAAGCAAUAAAGUCGACCCGUUUUAUAGACA